GGGGCACAUUUUUUUAUGAGAAAGGGGUUUUUAGGUACGGACGCUAUCUUCGGAAGCAUUCGAGGGGCCAUUCCACUUUCUACAACACCACCAGCUACAAUAGCCAGACAUGUAAUCAUCCGCUGCCACUGGGUCUCACGUAACAGGCUUAGAGAGGGGAAGUCGUCUUCGUACCACUGCCCUACGGAAUCUAUCGGAAGCCAGCGAGGGCCAGGCUCCGAAAGGCAAAGAAGACGCCAAUUGCUUGUGGUUUUACUUUUCGUGCCUUGCUGACAGGGGGUUUUAGAAUAGAGGGAGGAUACCGGUACCGUACUAGUAUCUACGGAAGGCAGCGAGGGCCAGGCUUCGUGCCUUGCUGCUGUGUGUUGUGGAGGGUAAUCCUCGCUAGAGUUGCCCAUACCUCAGCGACAGCUGUUUGAAGGAGUUUACCUUGAGGGUCACAAGCGAAAUCUCAUCGACCAUUCUUUAAAGUUGGUUCCAUUCGAAGAUUGAAAGCAAGGAUGAACGUAGUGGUGGCGGAGAUAUACCAAGUGCCAAGGGCACCUGAAGAUGAUGUUGAAGGGGAAAAUCGCCCAAAUGAAGAGGCUCCUGUUCCAGAAGGCGAUGAUGGGAAUGAAGAGGUGCAGCCCCAAAACGAAAAUGCUCCUCCCGCGGCAGAAGAUGGUGGGAAUGAAGAAAACCAGCAGCCAUAUCCAUUGCCUCCUCUGGUGGAUCGGUCCAUGGUCCUUACAAAUCAAGAACGUGACUGGGCUCGGGCCAUCAAAACAGCCAUUGAGAGCUGCCCUGAUCUGGACAAACUAUCUGAUUUUGAGUACUGCCAGAUAGCAAUUAUUGAUCAAGGUGAUGUGGGAGCUGCUGUUGACAGAGCCAUAUCUUUACAGGGAUUUCGGCAGGAAUAUGAUAUUCAAAACACUCUGGAAGAUGCAUUAGUAGCUUUGCGCAACCAUGUAUUGUCGAUGCCCCAACUCUUCCUUGAUUUUCUCUGCAACCGAUCUACUGGUGGAUAUGGUGCUGUUAUGGAUAUGAGAUGCUGUGAUCUGCAGACACUGAGAACAGAGAAAGGCUGGAAAACACUUGCUGCAGGCCUCUACUAUAUGUUUCAUGCCAUGGGUCCAGACUUCCACAGUACUCGAACUGGGAUCACAUUUGUGUUCGAGUGUGAUAGAUUGAGUUUGGCCUCUAACUUGGACUUCAAGAUUGCAAAGAAGAUCUGCACAGAAGUCUUCUGUUUGUGCCCCUUUACCGCUGACAAACUGAAGUUCUUCCAUACUGGCCUCUUCUCCAACAUGCUGAUCUCCUCAUGUCGCGCAGUGUUACCCAAGUCAAUUGUUUCCAAAAUCCAAGUUGGUUGUGUGUUCCCUGAUGGUCGCUUGAGCCAAUUUUACAAUACACCUGAUCCACAAACUGCAAUGGAACGAACAAUUGAGAGCAUGCAAAAGAGCGUCCGGAGGCGAUACGCAAUGCAAGCUGUGUUUCAAGCUGGUUGCACCAAUGAUAUCUAAAGAAUUGCUUUGUGCCAUGAUGUAACUUGUAAGGGAGCAUUUUUCAUGGGACAAGCGGAAUUGGAGGUAGCUUUGGCGCAUUUUUUGGUAACAAUUCUGUCUUGCCGCCCUUUUUGCUGCCACCGAUAGAGGAGCUGGGAGCGAGCUCACACCCUUUCAAAUAGUAUUCGUACCGGUAAGGUUACAGCACAACUCUCAGUUAGGAGUAGUACAGUAAUGCAUGCUCACAAGCAUAGGAGGAAGGCCAGUUGGAUUCUCACUUUGAAAUGGUGCUUGGAUAGACUUGACUGCAGCUUUACGACCCCCACAAAAUUAGCCGCCUACAGCGUCCUGAUUCCGAUGGCACAAGUUGUACCACUGUUGAAACAAAGAAGCUACGUGUAGUGCUCAUGUUUAUCGUUGCUACGGAGGCACGCCUUUUUUAUUAAAAACAACUAGCUAGCAAGGUAUGG
This is a messenger RNA of Seminavis robusta, 1954 nucleotides long. The record is from the annotation of a GenBank genome assembly. NCBI's taxonomy places the organism in Eukaryota, Bacillariophyta, Bacillariophyceae, Naviculales, Naviculaceae.